Molecule: messenger RNA, 2644 nt
Organism: Penaeus chinensis
Lineage: Eukaryota; Metazoa; Arthropoda; Malacostraca; Decapoda; Penaeidae
Product: piggyBac transposable element-derived protein 4-like
Exons: 5
Coding region: 1420-1887 (155 amino acids)
Source: RefSeq, a predicted model, not a curated record
CGAAAUCGUAUAUUUGAUACUCUUUAGGAUAAUGAAUAUUCAUAAAUUCCUGGAUAUUCAUUUCGCGGCUAAUUCUAAUAUAUGCUAAACAAGAAAGAAAAUAUGCCUGAUGGUAUAUGACGUCAUGAUGACAAAUGGUAAAUCCUAGAUGAAAACGAGACUACCCAGCUGACACUUUCUCUCUCUCUCUCUCUCUCUCUCUCUCUCUCUCUCUCCCUCUCUCUCUCUCUCUCUCUCUCUCUCUCUCUCUCUCUCUCUCUCUCUCUCUCUCUCUCUCUCUCUCUUCUUUAAAGAUGAACGCAAGGCAAUCUGAAAUUGUAAAUAGAGGCCGCAUCUCUUGAACGCGGGAAAGCAAUUUCUCUUCCAGUGAAGUAACCAGAGAGCCGCUCGAUGGUAUUCGGGUGAAUAAGAUGGGAGGAGGGCACCCUGAACGACCGCCCUCGUUCCGGAUGCCCCUUCAAGGUAGUUAAAAUUAAUAUGAAGACCUACAGCUCCCGACAACAAGCUGUAAAACGGCUACAUGCAGUUGGAUUCAUCACAGAACGUUAUCUAAGAGAGGUUGAACAAACGGCAUUGCCAACAUCGCCUCCAGUUCACCUAGUAGUAUGUGGAGGGCGCACUGGAAGCUCCACUGUUGGAUGAGAAAUGAUUGGUAUGUGACAGAUGACAUCUUUGAAACGGCGAGUGGCCAAGUGACCACUAAUAAAUAGGGUGGAUUUUCAUGCAUGGUGUUGUUGAACUCACCGAAAAAGAAGGGAGAUUCCGUUUAGACAAAUAUUUUGCACCUGUUAGGAGAAAUAUUUCUCCCGUCAGCACGUUGCUGUCCUUUGGCCCUUCCCAGAAACAACCCUUUUCGUGCAGGAUAACUGCCCAAUACACACGUCAAGGGCAGUUACGAACUGGUGCGAUGACCAAAAUCACACGGAAGACUUUCCGCGGCCAAGCAAGGCAUGUGGCUCAGACCCGAUGAAACAUGUUUGGCCGAAUAUUGUCAAUGUUUGGGAAACGGCUAAUGAAAGAACCUCACAAUAGCAAAUAGAUCGUGCAAAAAGGAAUGGAAAGUGUUACGAAGGAAACUGGGACCUCACAAUCAGCCGUGGAAGACGACUCAGAUGUGGAUUAUAACUAUGUCCCGCUGGUGAAUACUUCCUCGCGGAAUACGUCAGACAGCAGUUGGAGCGCAACGCUCCCGGAACUCCUUCCGGCGUCACUGCUUCGAGGGGACACCGGGUGUGCACGCACACCUUGACAAAUCGUCCAGCCCGAUGGAAAUAUUCAGCAGCCUAUUCCCAGAGGAGUUGUUUCAGACAAUUGUGGACGAAACGAAUCGGUGCACUCGACAGAACCCACAAACCACAUGAAGGGGUGGGAGGACACAACGGUGCGGGAGGUCCGUUUAUUUGUCGGCCUUAGGUCCUCAUGGGACUUCAGGCUUCAGACCCAUUGAUGUCCUCGUCUGUGUUCGCCACGACUGUGUCCAGGGACCGCUUCGACACCCUUACCUCCGCCCUCCACUUCGCUAACAACGAAGGGGAGCACAGGGCGGAGGACCGGUUGUGGAAGCUGCGCCCUGUGAUUGACGUCUUGGACUCGACGUACCGUUCCGUUUUCGUCACCAACAGGAACGUAACCGCCGACGAGAGCUUGUGGGCCUUCAAGGGCAGGCAUCAAGCCCUGCAAUAUAACCCGAGCAAAAGGGCUCAGAGGGGCUUGAAGGUCUACAAGCUGUGUUCGUCCGACGGUCCAGAGGCAGGGUAUACGACGGCCUUCAAUAUCUACAUGGGGCAGGAUUGCGGCGAGUUUCCAGCGAGUAUGAAGGCCAUCGACGACCUGAUGGAGAAGGCAAAGCUGCUCGACAAGGGGUAUCAGUUGUGCCCAAACAACUGAUAUUCAUCCCCGACUCUCUGCCACUAUCUGCAGGCCCGGAAAACCAGCGCCGUUGGCACAGUACGUGACAACAGGCGGGGUAUGCCGUCGGACCUGCAAGCGAUUUGGGGACAAAUCGACUUCCGGAGUAAUAACACCGGAAUGCUUUGCCUGCAGUAGUCCUGUGACAAUGCUAUCCACUGCCCACAAGUCAAAGGUCGUUACCCUGCCUCCCAACCGCCGAGGGGUGGAGAGGUCGAAGCCCGAGGUCCCUGUCUGUUACAACAACGGCAUGAAGGGCAUCGACCUCUCGGAUCAGCUCGUGUAGUCACAUCCAGCCACCAAGAAGACCAUCAAGUGGUAUAAGGUUUUCUUUUACUUUGCUGGAUAUGACUACUGUCUGUCCACCGGGCCCUCGGCGGUACAUUUUCACAGUACAAGUUCCGUACGGAAUUUGUCCGGGAAUUGCUGCAGCAAGGUGGCCGACCUGGCUCCUUCUGGCAGAAUCCUCCUCAGAACCAACCUGAGGAGGAUCCCCAGCAGCCGCACAUGCCAUUCGACACCCCUUUCCGGAGGUAGCGGAGAUGUGGAUUCUGCUGGAGGACCGACCGGCGCAGGAAGGAGACCAGAGUCAUGUGUUCCAGCUGCGGCAUGUCCGACGCCAUGUUUUCAGGCAUUCCAUGCCAGAAAACACUUAAUUUGUAUAUAAAUAUAUAUUUGUACUUAUAUAAAUAUGUAUAUUUUUUUCAAUUUUUGAAAAAAUAAAAAUUCGACUUAC